Messenger RNA from Kuraishia capsulata CBS 1993, 4611 nucleotides. RefSeq lists its product as uncharacterized. The record is from RefSeq and is a predicted model, not a curated record. NCBI's taxonomy places the organism in Eukaryota, Fungi, Ascomycota, Pichiomycetes, Pichiales, Pichiaceae. Gene Ontology annotation, biological process: protein phosphorylation. Gene Ontology annotation, molecular function: ATP binding; protein kinase activity. The transcript has a single exon. Bases 1 to 4611 code for a protein of 1536 amino acids.
AUGCCACCAAGGAGACGUCGUGACAGCGAAUCACACCAACCCUCAGACCAGCUUCCAACCUUCCUCUACAACGAGAUUCCCAGCGAGAUAUUCAAUGCCUCAACACUUAAUGCCCGACUUCACAGUUCCAGAGACCCAGUUUCACCGUACGCAUCAAUCCAGAAGAAGGUUUCGGUAUCUCCAUCCGAUGAUUCGCAAAGGACUCAGACAGCCGUGAGGGCUAACAUGGAGACAAGCCCCAAAACACCAUCCAAGCUAAUGCCCUCUGUAAUAACCCAAAGCACAAGCAAGACAGCCCAGGAAGAUAGUCCGGCUAAUCAAGCAUUGACUCCAUCAAACAGAGCUUCGAAUACGUCAGGACCGGCCGUUUCACCCAUAUACAGCGAGGCCUCAGAACGCUUCUCAGCUGCCUUAAAAGAGUCUAGACCCAGCAAUUCCAAACAGUUCUACGAAUCGAACGACGAUUCCUACACUUCGGAUUUUACAAAACAUAGCUUUAGGGACAAAAGUGUCGAGGACGAGAUAUCUAAGUUCUCUUUCGAAUCAAGUGUUCGUGCUACUCCAUCUAAGGCAGACAGACAUUUACGAAGCUCGAGAGCUUCUUCGUUCAGUUUUUCGGAUGCACCCUCUAUAGCAGAAUACUGGAGUGCAUCUGAAGGAAGUGUUGUUCCGUUUGGCAGUGUAAAUGCUGAGAGUACUCCCAAGUCCGUGGUGAAUAUGCCUGGUUCUAUAGCCGAAGAACCAAGACGAGACUUGAGAAGCGAUCUUCAGUACGAGAUUUCUACCCCCUUAAAGGUGAAUACAGGUGUUGGCGACGAGCCAUCACCGAUAGAAGUGGUAGAAGGUGAUGAUUAUCGGGCCCCAGCAAGAAAGGUCAGCCGGGCUGUCAAUUCUCCCCAUUCGGCAAACUCGAGUGUUUCAUGGUCCGUUAACAAUCCAGACGAGUGGACCACAGAGAAUGUGACAUUUUGGCUCAGAAUGCACAGGUUUAACGACUCAUGGGUUGAUUAUUUCAUAGAGUGGAAUAUUACAGGGCAACGCUUCCUGGACUUGAGGAAUUACCAGACAUUGAAAGAAAUCAGCAAUGCUGUUGAUACUUCCGAUGACUCUACACCCUCGCGAUUCAUUCAUCUUUUGCGCAAAGUUCUGGACAAACCAUCUUCUCAAUCCACGAUCACCCAGCCAGCUUCUCCAAUAUCCCUUUUAUCUGAAAUAUCAUCUUCCACGGACUCAGUUACUGUACCUGCCAUGGGAGCUUCAGAGACUCAAGCUGCAGACCGGACUGGAUCAUCCUUGUCGAUGAUAUCGUCCGACUCUACUGCAAUUUCCAGUCCCACGAGGGUAGAUGAACUUGUUUCUAUUGCAUCUGCGCCGUUAUUGACCAGUACGCCGACUGGCGAGAAACACGGUCUCCAGAAGCAGUCCAUUCGCCAGCGGGACCUGAAGACGAACCUGGGUAGAAGACCUGUUUCCACCAUUGAAAGCUCCAACAAGAGCCCCUUUUUUGCACCUUCGUCUCCUUCGGUUGCUCGUGGAGGCUUCUUCAGAAAGCAUCAGAAGUCCAACUCAUCCGAGUCUUCGUUCUUCACCGGGUCCUUUCUAUCGGGAUCUCAUGAUUCCGAUAAAUACAAUAAGAAGCAUGAGAGAUCGGAAUCGCGUGGAUCUUCGAUCACGAAGAUGGACGUUACGGAGUCGUCGAAAAACCUUCUUUCAAAGUGGAAGAUGAGAGCCAAGGAUAAGGCAAAGGGCCCAUUAGAAGCUGCCAGAACGUCCAGAAACCCAAUAUCUCCCAUCACGCCUGUUAGCGCUUCUUCAGCUCAUUCUGCCCAUGACUUUUCAAGCUCGGAUAAGAACGAAAUUGCGAGAGUCACUACCACAGACACGAGACCAGAUAAAAAGACCAGAGGAGCACUCUCCGAAAAGAAGUCGUCAGUUGAUAGCAAUGCCACAGUUCGUUCAUUUGAGCCCCGUUUGAACUUGAAGUCGCCAGUUGACAAAAAAUCGCCUAAGUCUGUAUCUCCUCUUACGACAGCUCCAGGUUCAACUGAUGCCCUUACUGAGUAUCAGACCAGAAGGCCUCUUUCAUUCCAACUGGACUCCAAGUUUAGACCGAUCUCGAAGAAUGCAAACUCAGACCUCUACAUUCUAGUUACCACAGAUAAUAAGAUAUUCACGCCUGUGAACGUCGGUCUCGUCAAGAACCUGAAUGAGCUAAAGGUGAAACUCAACCAAAGCUACAAUCUGGUCGGGAAUUCUGGGAUCACAUACCAUCUGACUGAUUUUGGCAGCGAUCCUGGAGCUUCACUUGACGACGAAACUUUUGAUAAGUUACGACAAACAUCUUUUUUCGGUGGAACUUCCAAGCUGCUGUUGAAACAGAGGUUCCUUUCGCAAAACUCACUCAUUACCGCAAGCACCCAAUCUUCAAUUUCUGACUCAGUUGAGUCCAAUGGGUCAAGCGAGCAGUAUCCCGCAACUCCUCAGUAUCUUAUAGGUGCUGGUUCGCAGCCCUCCAAGGCCAAAGAUGGAGUUGACUAUCUCAAUUUCAAGGAGAGAAACGCAACACCAGUGCAGAAGCGCAGACUUCCAGAAGGCAGUCCCAGCCUGCAUUCGGUUAGCCCCAAACAGCCCUCUCUUCGUCAGACAUCGUCAGCAGCAAGCAACUCCAGCACAGAAACGAAGCUUUCCACGUUCAGGGUGAUUCGCAAUGAGAAAUAUGAGAUCGAUUUCGAUAAGAAAAGAGAGUCUCCUUACGUGAGCGCAUCAAGUCUGAUAGCCAAAAGAACCGCGCCUCCACCGCCCGAGGAUGGACCUCAAUCUGUGGCAGGCUCUUUGAGCUCGAAGGUUAGAACCCGAAGACGGAGAAUCCCUGCUUUGGGACUUAAUAUUGGUCCAUCAUCAGGUGAAGAUGUACAAUCUUCAGACAUGUCACCCGAACAAAUGCUGCGUUUGAGAAGCCGAAGUUUGGUUCAUCAUGCGUCCAUAAGAAGACGUGGAACUGGAAGCUCUCUGAUCUCGGUGAACAAGUUUAAAGAGAACCCAAUAUCGUUUGAAGGAGCUCCCCAACUUGAUGAUAGUUGCGACGAUAAUUCGGUCUCUUCCUCGGACGAUGGACUUUGGGCCAAAGAACCAACUUCCCAAAGAUCACCGGUAUUGGAUUCUGCCACUAUCAGCUCUAAAGAUAGUAGCCUCUAUGAAUUCGACAAAAUGACUGUUAGACCACCAGCAGAUGUGGUUUAUGAUAACCUGGAGGUUUUCUUCCCCAAUACCGAUUUAGAUAAGCCCAUAGUGGAUGAUGUGGUAUCACCGCCGGUUUCUCCUGUGGUGGAAACACAAGCAUCUACGCAAGCCACCGAAAAACCACCCACACAGAAGGAUGCGCCAGGAAAGCUGAUCAGACAGAUAUCUGUGAUCUCCACCGAAGACCCAUCAGAAGCUUUUCAGAAGGGUUUCUCUAGAGGCCACAGGAUGAAGACAAUUCGUAUAGUUGCCAGGGAAGCCAAAGAGGCGAGAACAAAGAUUCUGGAGGCCAGUGGAAAGGGAAAGAAAGAAUCGCUUCUGCGAAGGACUAGUACCAAGAUGUGGGGCCGCAGUGUUCGCGAAGUAACACCUCGUGAUCUUCAGAAAGGCUACAUCAGCAAACUGAGAAACCAUAACGGUGACUACAAAGAGUUCACGUGGGUGAAGGGUGGGCUGAUUGGAAAGGGUACAUUCGGAAAAGUCUACCUGGCCUUGAACAUGACCACCGGUGAGAUGAUUGCGGUGAAACAAACCACUAUAGCUGAUCUCAACAAAACCAAGGUGGAUUCAUCGGAGAUCCUAGAGGCCUUUUUGUCUGAGGUUCAGACCCUCAAGGAUCUGGAUCAUGUCAAUAUCGUACAAUACCUGGGGUUCGAGCAGAAAGACCAGACCUAUAGUUUGUUCUUAGAGUAUGUGGCUGGUGGGUCGGUGGGAUCUUGCAUCCGCAGACAUGGUUGUUUUGAUGAACCUUUGAUCAGAUUCCUUACCACCCAGGUAUUGGAAGGCCUGGCAUUCAUCCACCGCCGUGGCAUUCUACACAGAGACUUGAAAGCAGACAAUCUGUUGUUGGAGAUUGACGGAACCUGUAAGAUCUCAGAUUUCGGGAUUUCCAAGAAAAUGAGCGAUAUUUACGCAAACAAUGCUGAUAUGUCCAUGCAGGGUAGUAUCUUCUGGAUGGCACCCGAGGUGGUUGAUAGCACUAUCCAGAGCCGCAAGCAGGGCUACAGUGCCAAGGUGGAUAUCUGGUCUUUAGGCUGUGUGGUAUUGGAAAUGUAUGAGGGAAAAAGGCCAUGGGCUGAUCGCGGCGCAUUCAGUGCUAUUUUUUCUCUCGGAAAAACCAAGUUGGCUCCCCCAAUCUCGGAGGAGACUCACAAGCUGAUGUCCCCUGCUGGUCGAGACUUCCUGGAUUUGUGCUUCCAAGUGAAUCCAGAAAAGAGGCCAACGGCAAGAGAAUUGCUCACUCAUGAGUUCUGUAAAAAGGAUUCUACGUUCAAGUUUGAAAACACCAGAUUGUCGGAGAUGUUGAGAUUCAACGACAAACAGGACUUGAAGAAGGCAGAGAUGAUCAAGGUAUCAGCUCAAGGAAGCUAG